CUCUUUAACCAAUCAGACGUCGUUUUCUCCGAGUAGGCCGAACAGCGCCGCAGAGAUUUUUGCCUCAUACACGUUCCCGGGUGAGGACAACACGGAGCGUUUCCUGCACUGGUGCAUGGUGGUCGAACAGGAGGAAUUGUUGGAAAUUUUUCGGAGCAGCAGCUAAAGCAUGCUCUUGGCCCAGAUAAACCGGGACUCACAGGGGAUGGCAGAGUUUCAUGAUGCAGAUGGGCAGCCAGUCACUCUCUGUCUGGCAGAAGCUGUGACUGUGGCAGAUGGUGAUCAAAUGGAGAGCAUGGAUACAGUAAGCCUGCAGGCUGUCACUCUGGCGGAUGGAUCCACCGCAUACAUCCAGCAUGAUUCGAAAGCUUCCUUUUCAGAUGGACAGAUCAUGGAUGGCCAGGUCAUCCAGCUGGAGGAUGGCUCUGCUGCCUAUGUCCAGCAUGUGUCCAUGCCUAAAGCAGGAAAUGACAGUUUACAGCUUGAAGAUGGGCAGGCGGUACAGCUGGAGGAUGGAACAACAGCCUACAUCCACACACCCAAGGACACAUACGAUCAGAGCAGCUUGCAGGAGGUGCAGCUGGAGGACGGCAGCACCGCCUACAUCCAGCACACUGUGCACAUGCCACAGCCCAACACCAUCCUGGCCAUCCAGGCUGACGGCACCAUUGCAGACCUGCAGGCUGAUGCCACUGCCAUUGACCCCGAGACCAUCAGUGUGCUGGAGCAGUACACUACCAAGGUGGAGAAUGUAGAGAAUCCCUUGGGACCCUUUGGCAGGGCGGAAACAGACAACGGUGUCCACAUGCGGAUUGUGGUUCAGGGUCAAGACGGCAGACAAGGAAGAGUCUCACACGUAGGAGAGAAGUCAUUCCGCUGUGAAUAUGAGGGCUGCGGAAAACUCUACACCACUGCCCACCAUCUCAAGGUACACGAGCGAUCCCACACUGGAGACAAGCCGUACGUCUGUGAAUAUCUUGGUUGUGGGAAGAAGUUUGCAACAGGGUAUGGACUGAAGAGUCACUCUCGCACACACACCGGGGAGAAGCCAUAUAGAUGUCAAGAGAUGAACUGCCGCAAGUCCUUCAAAACCUCUGGAGACCUCCAAAAGCACACUCGCACACAUACAGGAGAGAAGCCUUUCAAAUGCCCUGUGGAAGGCUGUGGCCGGUCAUUCACCACUUCCAAUAUCCGCAAAGUCCACAUUCGAACACACACUGGGGAGCGGCCGUACUACUGCUCUGAGCCGAGCUGUGGACGGUCCUUUGCCAGUGCCACCAAUUACAAGAACCACAUGAGGAUUCACACCGGAGAGAAGCCCUAUGUAUGUACUGUGCCUGGGUGUGAGAAGCGCUUCACAGAGUACUCCAGCCUUUACAAGCACCAUGUUGUCCAUACGCCCUGCAAGCCGUACAACUGCAACCACUGUGGCAAAACGUACAAGCAGAUCUCCACGCUGGCCAUGCACAAACGGACGGCUCACAACGACACAGAGCCCAUUGAAGAGGAGCAGGAGGCCUACUUCGAACCCCCAACAGAUGCCAUUGAUGACCCUAAUGUGACCUACGCAACAGCCGUGGUGGAGGCAGAGGACUCCGGCUCAGAGCAGGUUCCCGUGGAAAGCGCAGAGAUUCUCGGACAACAGCACGUUGCCUUGGUAACACAGGAAGACGGAACGCAACAGCAGGUCAGUAUCUCUGAAGCAGACUUACAGGCUAUGGGCGGCACAAUCACCAUGGUAACUCAAGAGGGCACGACCAUAACCAUCCCAGCCCAUGAGCUUGCAACGCAAGGGGCUCACUCUGUUACCAUGGUGACGACCGAUGGCUCAGAUGGACAGGUGGCCAUCAUGACACCUGACAUGGCCUCAUUCCAAGCUGUGGAUGAAGCAGGCUACAGUCAAGAACAAGAAGACGUUCAUCCUGUCACCUUAUUGGCCACCUCGAACGGCACUCACAUCGCUGUGCAGGUUGGUAGGCCAACACCAUAGGCAUCAAUAGACUGGUGGGGCUCAGUGAUCAGCCGUCGCUGGAGGAAGCCAUCAGAAUAGCAUCAAGAAUACAGCAAGGAGAGUCGCCUGGCCUGGAUGAUUGAUGGCAAAGAUAACCAGAUUAUGGACUGUGAUUAAGGGUCAAAACCAUCCACAUUGGACUAUAUCAAAGAGAAAAAUCACUCGUCUUCCUCCAUGUCUUUCCCCCACACAAAAGAACUUAGCUUUUAUGUACAUAGGUUUUUGAUAAUUGGAGUUCCGCUAUGCUAUUUUGUCCCUUAUCCAAACAAAUUGGAGAGGGGAAAGAUGCUUUCUAAUGUUUAUGGUGCACAGUGCACACUGCAAUGUACAGCUAAUGCUAUUUCUAA
Messenger RNA from Myripristis murdjan (pinecone soldierfish), 2358 nucleotides. RefSeq names its product zinc finger protein 143b (gene znf143b). The transcript is spliced from 15 exons. NCBI's taxonomy places the organism in Eukaryota, Metazoa, Chordata, Actinopteri, Holocentriformes, Holocentridae. Gene Ontology annotation, cellular component: chromatin; PcG protein complex; transcription regulator complex. The coding region runs from base 170 to 1990 and encodes 606 amino acids. Gene Ontology annotation, molecular function: DNA-binding transcription factor activity, RNA polymerase II-specific; RNA polymerase II cis-regulatory region sequence-specific DNA binding. Gene Ontology annotation, biological process: regulation of transcription by RNA polymerase II. The record is from RefSeq and is a predicted model, not a curated record.